AACCCCCCCGCCGCCGCCGCCAUGGGCUUCCUCAAGCUCAUCGAGAUCGAGAACUUUAAAUCUUACAAGGGCCGCCAGAUCAUCGGGCCCUUCCGCCGCUUCACCGCCAUCAUCGGCCCCAACGGCUCCGGUAAAUCCAACCUGAUGGACGCCAUCAGCUUCGUGCUGGGGGAGAAGACGAGCAACCUGCGGGUGAAAACCCUGCGGGAUCUGAUCCACGGGGCGCCCGUGGGGAAACCGGCCGCCAGCCGAGCCUUCGUCAGCAUGGUCUACUCCGAAGAAGGCGCCGAGGAUCGCACCUUCGCCCGCGUUAUCGUGGGCAGCUCGUCCGAGUAUAAGAUCAACAACCGGGUGGUGCAGCUGAGCGAGUACAGCGAGGAGCUGGAGAAGUUGGGCAUCCUCAUCAAAGCCAGGAAUUUCCUCGUCUUCCAGGGCGCCGUGGAAUCCAUCGCCAUGAAGAACCCCAAGGAGCGGACGGCGCUGUUCGAGGAGAUCAGCCGGUCGGGGGAGCUGGCGCAGGAGUACGACAAGCGGAAGAAGGAGAUGGUGAAGGCGGAGGAGGACACGCAGUUCAACUACCACCGCAAGAAAAACAUCGCCGCCGAGCGCAAAGAGGCCAAGCAAGAGAAAGAAGAGGCGGAUCGUUACCAGCGCUUGAAAGACGAGGUGGUGCGGGCUCAGGUGCAGCUCCAGCUCUUCAAGCUUUACCACAACGAAGCCGAGAUCGAGAAGCUCAACAAGGAGCUGGGCUUGAAAAACCGGGAGAUCGACAAGGAUAAGAAAAGGAUGGACCGGGUGGAGGACGAGCUGAAGGACCGCAAGAAGGAGCUGGGCAAGAUGAUGAGGGAACAGCAGCAAAUCGAGAAGGAAAUCAAGGAGAAGGAUUCGGAGCUCAACCAGAAGCGCCCGCAGUACAUCAAGGCGAAGGAGAACACCUCGCACAAGAUCAAAAAGCUGGAAGCGGCCAAGAAAUCCUUGCAGAACGCCCAAAAGCAGUACAAAAAACGCAAAGGCGACAUGGACGAGCUGGAAAAAGAAAUGCUGUCGGUGGAAAAAGCCCGGCAGGAAUUCGAGGAGAGGAUGGAAGAGGAAAGCCAAAGCCAAGGCCGCGACUUGACCUUGGAGGAGAACCAGGUGAAGAAAUACCACCGGCUGAAGGAGGAGGCCAGCAAACGCGCCGCCACCUUGGCCCAAGAGCUGGAGAAAUUCAACCGGGAUCAAAAAGCCGACCAAGAUCGCUUGGAUUUGGAAGAGAGGAAGAAGGUGGAGACCGAGGCCAAGAUCAAGCAGAAGCUGCGGGAGAUCGAGGAGAACCAGAAGCGGAUCGAGAAGCUGGAGGAGUACAUCGCCACCAGCAAACAAUCCCUGGAGGAACAGAAGCGCCUGGAAGGCGAGUUGACGGAAGAAGUGGAACUGGCCAAACGCCGCAUCGACGAGAUCAACAAGGAGCUCAACCAGGUGAUGGAGCAACUCGGGGACGCCCGCAUCGACCGGCAGGAGAGCAGCCGCCAGCAGCGCAAAGCCGAAAUCAUGGACAGCAUCAAACGCCUCUAUCCCGGCUCCGUCUAUGGCCGCCUCAUCGACCUCUGCCAGCCCACCCAGAAAAAAUACCAGAUCGCCGUCACCAAGGUGUUGGGGAAGAACAUGGACGCCAUCAUCGUGGAUUCGGAAAAAACGGGGCGCGACUGUAUCCAGUACAUCAAGGAGCAGCGGGGGGAACCCGAAACCUUCCUCCCCCUCGAUUACCUGGAGGUGAAGCCGACGGACGAGAAGCUGCGGGAGCUGAAAGGGGCCAAACUGGUGAUCGACGUGAUCCGUUACGAACCCCCCCACAUCAAAAAAGCCCUGCAGUACGCCUGCGGCAACGCCCUGGUCUGCGACAACGUGGAGGACGCCCGCCGCAUCGCCUUCGGGGGCCACCAACGCCACAAAACGGUGGCGUUGGACGGGACCCUCUUCCAAAAAUCGGGGGUGAUUUCGGGGGGGGCCAGCGAUCUGAAAGCCAAAGCCCGGCGCUGGGACGAGAAGGCGGUGGAUAAGCUGAAGGAGAAGAAGGAACGGCUGACGGAGGAGCUCAAG
This is a messenger RNA of Chroicocephalus ridibundus (black-headed gull), 2079 nucleotides long. RefSeq names its product structural maintenance of chromosomes 1A (gene SMC1A). The annotation marks the transcript as partial. Gene Ontology annotation, molecular function: protein binding; DNA binding; ATP hydrolysis activity. Gene Ontology annotation, biological process: sister chromatid cohesion. Gene Ontology annotation, cellular component: nucleus; meiotic cohesin complex; chromosome. The record is from RefSeq and is a predicted model, not a curated record. The transcript is spliced from 12 exons. Lineage: Eukaryota; Metazoa; Chordata; Aves; Charadriiformes; Laridae.